This is a messenger RNA of Lepus europaeus (European hare), 2143 nucleotides long. Its product is annotated as 25-hydroxyvitamin D-1 alpha hydroxylase, mitochondrial. The coding region runs from base 1 to 1524 and encodes 507 amino acids. Lineage: Eukaryota; Metazoa; Chordata; Mammalia; Lagomorpha; Leporidae. The record is from RefSeq and is a predicted model, not a curated record. The transcript has 9 exons. Gene Ontology annotation, molecular function: iron ion binding; oxidoreductase activity, acting on paired donors, with incorporation or reduction of molecular oxygen; heme binding. Gene Ontology annotation, biological process: glucocorticoid biosynthetic process; C21-steroid hormone biosynthetic process; cholesterol metabolic process. Gene Ontology annotation, cellular component: mitochondrial inner membrane.
AUGACCCAAGCCCUCAAGCUGGCCACCAAAGUGCCCCAUCGCGUCCGCUGGGCUCCGGAGCUGGGCGCCUCAUCGGACUCCCGAGGCCCCGACUCAGCACCACGGAGUUUGGCGGACCUCCCAGGCCCCUCUAUGCCCAGCUUCCUGGCUGAAGUUUUCUGCAAGGGGGGGCUGUCGAGGCUGCACGAGCUGCAGGUCCAGGGCGCCGCGCGCUUCGGGUCGCUGUGGUUGGGCAGCUUCGGAACAGUGCGCACAGUGUACGUGGCCCACCCCGCGCUCGUCGAGCAGCUGCUGCGGCAGGAGGGACCUCGGCCUGAGCGCUGCAGUUUCUCGCCGUGGGCUGAGCACCGUCGCAGCCGCCAGCGGGCUUGCGGACUGCUUACCGCGGAGGGUGAAGAAUGGCAGAGGCUCCGCAGCCUCCUGGCCCCGCUCCUCCUCCGGCCUCAGGCGGCCGCUGGCUACGCCGGAACCCUGGACAGCGUGGUCCGUGAUCUUGUGCGGCGACUGAGGCGCCAGCGGGGACGUGGCACCGGGCCACCCGCCCUGGUUCGGGAUGUGGCGGGGGAGUUUUACAAGUUUGGACUAGAAAGCACAGCCGCGGUGCUGCUGGGCUCGCGCCUGGGCUGCCUGGAGGCUGAGGUGCCGCCCGACACGGAGACCUUCAUCCGCGCGGUGGGCUCCGUGUUCGUGUCCACGCUGCUGACCAUGGCGAUGCCUAAGUGGCUGCACCGCCUGGUGCCGGGACCCUGGGGCCGCCUCUGCCGGGACUGGGACCAGAUGUUUGCAUUUGCCCAGCAGCACGUGGAGCGGCGAGAGGCCGAGGUAGCCACUGGGACGCGGGGAAAGCCGGAGGACACGGCAUCCGGGGCGCAUCUCACUUACUUCCUGCUCCGGGGGAAGUUGUCUGCCCAGUCCAUCCUGGGGAAUGUGACAGAGCUGCUCCUGGCCGGUGUGGACACGGUGUCCAACACGCUCUCCUGGGCCCUGUAUGAGCUGUCCCGGCAUCCUGAAGUCCAGAUGGCACUCCACUCUGAGAUCACAGCCGCCCUGGGCCCUGGCUCCUGUGCCCACCUGUCAGCCGCCACUCUGUCCCAGCUGCCCCUGCUGAAGGCUGUGGUCAGGGAAGUGCUAAGACUGUACCCUGUGGUGCCUGGGAAUUCCCGUGUCCCAGACAGAGACAUCCGUGUGGGUGACUACAUCAUCCCCAAAAGUACGCUGGUCACUCUGUGUCACUAUGCCACUUCAAGGGACCCUGCCCAGUUCCCGGAGCCAAAUUCUUUCCGUCCAGCUCGCUGGCUGGGGGAGGGUCCAGCCCCCCACCCAUUCGCAUCUCUUCCCUUUGGCUUUGGCAAGCGCAGCUGCAUGGGAAGACGCCUAGCAGAGCUAGAGCUGCAGAUGGCUUUGGCCCAGAUCUUGACACAUUUUGAGGUGCUGCCUGAGCCAGGUGCUACACCAAUCAGACCCAUGACCCGGACCGUCCUGGUACCUGAGAGAAGCAUCAACCUACAGUUUGUGGACAGAUAGUCCUGUGGAAGGAAGCUGUGCUCAUCACCCUUGCUCUCCCCAUAGGGGUUUUCUUAGGUGCAGAGCCAAGGAAGGGCUACGUAUCUUCCCCUUGAAGUCUCCCUGGCCAGAUGGGAUGACCUCAGCAAAGUGCAUGAGGCAGCCCUGACCAAGUGCAACGUGUACUUGGCCUGCCUCAGUAGGUCUGGAGGAAAACCACGGUCCUUCCUCUCUCUGCCUGCUUGGCCUUUCUCCUGCUCGUUUAUGCAUCCUUCAAGGGCCAGCUCAGACUUUAACAAAUAACGCUGGGUGUCUUGGGGGAAGGAUUCAACCACUGCCCUUUGUGCUUCCACCAUGUUCGUGUUUGUUGCUGCUGCUGGCUAAACGUUUAUCAUGGUACGAGCUAAGUAACUGUGCAUCUGCUCUGCACCUGCUUGGUCCUCCUCCAUUGCAUGUGAGUUCUUCGAGAGGAAGGAUGAGCCCUUAUUUGACCUUUAUGGCCCCUGCCAGAGCCUAUUCCUGACUAGGUGACACCAUGCACCUUUUCAGAUGGAAGCUGGACCAUGUGGCAGAAGGACAAACAGCUUACCAGGCUCUGUCUCCCCAUUUCCUUCUUCAUUGUUGCCCCUAGGAAAGUGAA